AUGUACAAAUCUAUUGCCUUAAUAGCUAUCCUUGCUGUCUUUUUGCAACAAGUCUUGGCUCAAGCAACCUGUACAGAUCCAGUCAACUUUAACGCAUGUAUGGAUAUUCAGCAAAAAAAGCUUGGUACUUGCGGACCAGUUGAUUACGGGUGUCAGUGUGAAGCCAGGCGUCUUAUUGUGGAAUGCUAUAAUUUAUGCCCUCAACGCGAAGCUGAAAAAUCCAUUGAUUCAGCCUCAAUGCAAGGCAUCUGUGUUGCUGUACCAACAUCUUCUUCCGCUAGCUUACCUGCUGCAUCAAGUUCUGUAAACGUCCCUGUUGCUAGUAAUGCUACCCCUUCUGCAGCUGCUUCUAGUUCAUCCUCCGCUAAACCAUCUACACCUGCCACUACUACUACUUCAUCUGCUUCUCACGCUCAACCAUUAGCUGUCUUUAUGAUCAUCUGCAUGGCUAUUGGCUUUUAUCAAUUGUAA
Messenger RNA from Rhizopus microsporus ATCC 52813, 471 nucleotides. RefSeq lists its product as uncharacterized. The record is from RefSeq and is a predicted model, not a curated record. NCBI's taxonomy places the organism in Eukaryota, Fungi, Mucoromycota, Mucoromycetes, Mucorales, Rhizopodaceae. The coding region runs from base 1 to 471 and encodes 156 amino acids. The transcript has 3 exons.